Messenger RNA from Iphiclides podalirius (scarce swallowtail), 1158 nucleotides. The record is from the annotation of a GenBank genome assembly. Lineage: Eukaryota; Metazoa; Arthropoda; Insecta; Lepidoptera; Papilionidae.
AUGGAGCAAUUUGAAAGUGAACCGUUUGUAGUUGUUGGCGUAAAAAUAAAGCCUGGCCCUUUGGAACGUUAUAAAUUAGAAAAUUUUGGGCUCGACAACACAGUGAAUAACUUGAAAGCAGAGGCUGGAAAAAAAAUAAAUGAACCAUCUUCUUCUUUAGAAGCAAUACAUCAUGGAAAAAUUCUUCGGGAUAAUGUUACAUUGCAAGAUAGUGGGGUGAAAAUUGGUGAAAUGAUUCACGUGGUGAAGAAAAAAGUCGCCGCUGCCCCUCCACCAGCUGUUGCCUUUCCCGAUUCAGAAUUGCAGCAGCUCAAUACAUCAUUAAGAACUCUUGGUUGCACACCAAAUGCACCGGGUUGGACUCGAGCUAUGCAGCUCUUAAAUGAUGAGGCUACUCUGUCUGAGGUUAUUGAUCAGUCACCAUCGUUAAGCGAGGAUUGUGUUGCUCUCUCUAUCCUACAUGAGGUAGAGUUACUCGCUGCUUUGGGUGCCAAUGUUCAGACAAUGAGACGGGGUGCGGAUGCACAUCCUGACUUGCCAGCGGCCCUGCGCCACCUGACUAGGCUAGUGCGCUCUCGUAAUACAUCCUCUAAUGAUAAUGUGCCCACUUCAGGCUUUGCAUAUUCUCUUGAGGCUCUCUCUGAAGAUGAAGAUGUUGAAGAAGAAGAAACAGAAGAGGGUGGUGAGAGGAGUGCCAUAACACAGGAACAUCUAGCAGCUGCCCUACAGGCUGCAACUGAGGCAGUAUUCUCCCCAACCAACCGAAGUGGAGGCAGCCAAGAUAGCCUGUUGCGUCUGCUGCAAGCGGCUGGUGACAGGGGUACAUCAAGGCCAUCAAAUUCUACAGAAUCAAGCACUCCUACUUCUUCUGGCCCCAGCCGCGCAGUUAUAACAACCGAAAUGUUUAGCGAGGCCAUAUCGGAGGCAAUUAAUAGAGCCGGUAACCGUAAUGCUGGCACACCCAUGGAUCAGAGCAACGCAGCAUCGUCAUCACAAAGCCCAGUAGGGUCGAGGGAUGAAAAUUUCUUUACUCAAUUAAAUCACAUGCAUGAGAUGGGACUUUUGGAUGAUGCUCUCAAUGUUCGUGCUCUUCUUAUAUGUUCAGGUGAUGUGAAUGCAGCUAUAAACUUGGUAUUCAGUGGAGCAAUUGGUGAUGAU